AUGGUCAGCAGCCACACUCUCGUCGCCGAUGAACGCCGGAUUGUUCAGGUUCUGGAAAUGAAACCCACUGAACUCUGCUUCCCAGGUACAAAGUAUGUUGGCUGGGACGAUGAUCAGGGGAAGGAGAAACUCAAACUUCGCUAUGGUGCACAACGCCCUCUCAUUUACCAAAAGAGGAGAGAUCUUAGUAGGCUCUAUCAAGGUAAUCUCUCCAUGGCUGCAUACUUCAAUAGAAUGCAGAGUUCGAAAGAUGAGCUGUCCUGUUUGGCACCUGUGCCUGUUGAUAGAAAUGAAGUUGAUUUGUAUCUCCACAACCUAGAAGCAAUUGAUUAUUUGAUGGGCUUAAAUGACAAUUUUGAUGCUGUAAGGAACCAAAUAUUGAUGAUGGAUCCUUUGUCGGAUGUAAACAAGAUAUAUGGUAUACUCUCAACUGUAGAGAAACAGCAAGAAGUACAUGAUAUGUUAAAGGAUCCUUCACCCACUGUGUUACUUGCUAACUCAAGAACCAGUGAAAGAAAGCUGGAUAAGUCAUUAAAAACGAAUUUGGUGUGUGAUCACUGCAAGAGAAAUGGACAUGUCAAAGCUGAGUGCUAA
This is a messenger RNA of Andrographis paniculata, 594 nucleotides long. RefSeq lists its product as uncharacterized. The coding region runs from base 1 to 594 and encodes 197 amino acids. Lineage: Eukaryota; Viridiplantae; Streptophyta; Magnoliopsida; Lamiales; Acanthaceae. The record is from RefSeq and is a predicted model, not a curated record. The transcript has 2 exons.